Dermatophagoides farinae (American house dust mite) is the source of this 11433-nucleotide messenger RNA. Its product is annotated as titin-like. The record is from RefSeq and is a predicted model, not a curated record. NCBI's taxonomy places the organism in Eukaryota, Metazoa, Arthropoda, Arachnida, Sarcoptiformes, Pyroglyphidae. Gene Ontology annotation, molecular function: protein binding.
AUUCAACAAUCUACAGUUGAAAUUGAAACAACAAAAGUGAUAAAAAAAUCAAAACGUAAAGAUUCAAAAUCCGAAGUGAAAGAAGAAGAUCGUAAAGAUGUGGAUCGAAGAAACAACAGUAAAAGUGACUGAAGAAAUCAUUGAAUUACCGGGUGAAGAAAAACGGCCAGAAGAAAAAGUUGAACCAAUCAAAGACGAAGAAAAACAACCAGUGCCGGAGAAAGAAGAAAUCAAACCAGAACCACAAGAAGAAGGUAAGCCAAAAAGACCAUCGAAAAAAAUUAUCAGACGAAAAUCAUCACAACCUGAAGUGAAACCAGAAGACGAAAAGGUCGAAAAGGAGGAAAUUUCGAAAGAAUCACCUGUUGAAGUUGAAACAAUAAAAAUCGAGAAGCCUGAACAACAACCAGAAGAAUCGUUACAAUCACAACCAGAAGAAAUUCCCGAUGAUAAACAUGUUGAUGAUGAAACAAAAAUUACCGUUACUGAAGAAAUUAUUGAAAUUCCAUCGGAAGAAAAACCCGAAAAACCUAGAACUGAAGAAACAGUUCAAUUGAAACCGAUUGAAGAAACGGUGACCGAACCGACACCCGAAGAAGUGAUAAAACCACAAAUUGAGGAAAUCGCCACCGAAAUUGAAACAAAAACAACAACGGUUAAGAAAUUAAAACGUAAAGAAUCAGUACCUGAAGCGAUCAAAAAAGAUAAAGAUGUCGAAGAAGAAACAGAGAUCAAAGUGAGUGAAGAAAUUAUUGAAUUACCAGGUGAAGAAAAACAGCCACUGGAACCAGAAAAAGAAAAACCAGCACCAGAAGAACAACCUGAAGAAAAAUCUGAACCCAAGGAAGAGGAAAAAAUCGAAACGACAGUAAUUGAAGAAAAGAAAAAGAAAAAACUCAGCAUCAAACGAAAAUCGAAACCAGAUAUUAUGGAAGAGGAAAAACCAUUGAAACCCGAAGAAACAACUGUGGAGGAAAUUGUGAAAUUGCAAAAACCAACAAUCGAACAACCUGAAGACGAGACUACGGUUGAAGAGGUGAUCAAAUUGAAACCAACAGUUGACGAAUCGAUUGUGGAAGAAAUUAUUCAAUUGAAAAAAGAAAAGACCGAUGAACCGAAAAUUAUUUCCACUACCGAAAUAGUGGAACAAAAACCACAGAUUGAUGAAGAAAAACCUGAACUGCAGGAACCAAUUAAAGCCCAAGAAGAUAAACCGAAAAAAAUUGUUCGCCGAAAAUCAAGCACAAAAAUUGUUGUUGAAGAAGAAAAACCAAAAGAACAACCAAAAACUGAAGAAGACGAAAUCAAACCAGAGAUUGAAUCAACAAAAUUCGACAUAAAAACCGAACCUAAACCGAAAAAAGAAGAACAGCCAAAAGUAGAGGAAAAACCCGGAGAACAAAUGGAUGUAACCGAAGAUGUAAAGACAAUUGAAUCGGAAAAAAUUGUUGAAAUACCGGCAGAAGAACAACCGAAAAUUGAAACAACCGUUGAGGAGGAGGUGGUGGUGGAAGAAAAGAAGAAAAAGAAAUUAAGUGUAAAACGCAAAUCUAAACCAGAUAUCAUGGAAGAUAAACCAAAAGAACAACAGCAACCAGAAACAACUGAAGAAACAACAGUGCUAUUACCGAAACCAUUGAAAGAACCAGAAAUCGAAGAACAGGUAAUAAAAUUGAAACCAAAAUCAACCGAUGAAUUGCCGGAAGAUACAACGGUAGAAGAAGUGAUAAAAUUAAAACCAACUGUUGAAGAACCAACUGAAGAAUUGGUUGAACAGGUGAUUAAAUUGAAAAAACCAUCUGAAGAAACUGCUGUCGAAACGACUGAAGAAAUAAUUCGAUUGAAAAAAGAAGAUGCAAAAGAACCAGAAAUCAUUUCAACCGCAGAAACAUUGGAACAAAAACCAGAACCUAAAACUGAAGAAACGAUAACAUUGAAACCACAAGAAGAACAAAUUCCAGAAGAAAAACCCAUAGAUGAGAUAAUCAAACCAGAAGAACCUGUAAAAGUAGAUACGGUUAUUGAAACGAAAGAAACACCAGAAGAAAAGCCGUUGCCUAAACCUGAAAAAGUUGAACAAAAAGAUGUGAUUGCAGAUGUGGUCUCUGCAACAACAACAACAACUUCAGAAGAAAUUGUUGAAUUACCAAAACAAGAAGAAGAGAAAAAACCACGAAAAUUGAGUAUCAAACGAAAAUCUAAACCUGAUAUUAUGGAAGAAAAACCAAAACCUGAAAAGGAAAUCACAGUGGAAGAAACAUUCAGAUUAUCGAAACCAAGUGAUGAUCAACCGAUCGAAGAACAGGUAAUAAAAUUGAAACCAACAGAUGAAUCACCGGAAGAAACAACGGUGGAAGAAGUGAUAAAAUUGAAACCGACCACUGUUGGUGAAGAAUCACCAGAAAUUGUAGAACAAGUGAUUAAAUUGAAAAAACCAACAGAAGAAACAGUAGUAGAAUCUAUUGACGAAGUAAUCCGAUUGAAAGAAGAAAAAACUGAAAAACCAGACAUAAUAACCGUUGAAAAGGUAAUCGAGCAAAUACCGCAAGUGGUGGAUGAGCAGCCUUUGAAAGAAGAAGAGAAAGAGGAAAAACCGAAAAAGAUUAUUCGACGAAAAUCUAGUAUAAAAUUAGUCGAAAAAGACAAACCAAAAGAAAAAGAAACACCAGCCGAUGAAGUAGAAGAAGAAGUAUUGAAACCAGAAAUUCCACAAGCACCUGUAAUUGAAACAGAGAAAACGAUAGAAGAAGAAAAACCAAAACGAAAAGAAUCGAUACCACCAAUGGAAUCGGAAAAACCUGAUGAACAAAAAGAAGAAAAAGUGACCGAAACAAUAACCGAAGAAAUUGUCGAACUAUCCAGACCAGAACCAGAAAAAAUUGUUGAAAAAGAAGAACCAAAAAGCGAAAACAAAACAGCAGUGGAAGAGAAAAAACCACGAAAAUUGAGUAUCAAACGAAAAUCAAAGCCUGACAUAAUGGAAGAACAAAAGAAACCUGAUGAAGAAGAAAAACCUGAAGAGAAAAUCGUGGAAGAAACGGUAAAAUUACCAAAACCAUCGGAAGAACAACCGGUAGAAGAACAGUUUAUACGAUUGAAACCAAAACCAAAAGAAGAAUCGGAAGAACAAUCGACAGUAGAAGUGAUAAAAUUAAAACCAACUGUUGAAGAAACAACCGAAGAAUUGGUUGAACAAGUUAUCAAACUUAAAAAACCAUCAGAAGAAACUGCUGUCGAAACGACUGAAGAAGUAGUCCGUUUGAAACCCGAAAAACCUGGUGAUAAAACAGAAGAGAUUUCUGUGGAAAAAGUUGUCAAACAAACACCACAAAUUGAAGAAAAACCCAAAGAAGAAGAAUCAAAGAAAAUUGUUGAAGAAAAGCUUAAAGACGAGCCAAAAAUCGAAACACAAGCAGUUGAAGAAAAGAAACCGAAAAAAUUGAGUAUAAAACGAAAAUCUAAACCCGAUAUAAUGGAAGAGAAACCUAAACCAGAAGAACCGAAACCAGAAGAAGAAACCAUUAAAGAAACGGUGAAAUUACAGAAACCAAAAGAUGAAGAACAACCAAAACCAAUCGAUGAAACACCGGAAGAAACUACUGUUGAAGAAGUGAUAAAACUUAAACCAACAAUUGAACCAUCAGAAAAAGACGAAGAAACUGUUGAACAAACGAUACAAUUGAAAAAACCAAUCGAAGAAACAGCUGAAUCGAUUGAAGAAGUGAUUCGUUUGAAGAAAGAAGAAAUCAAACAGCCGGAAGAAAUUUCCGUUGAAAAAGUUAUUCAACAAACACCACAGGUUGAAGAACAACCAGAAGAAGAAGAAAAACCAAAAGAACAGCCAAAGAAAAUUGUGGAAGAUGUGCACAAAGAAGAAUCAAAAAAUGAAACUCAAGUAAUUGAAGAGAAAAAACCACGAAAAUUGAGUAUCAAACGAAAAUCUAAACCCGAUAUCGUGGAAGAAGAAAAACCAAAACCAGAAGAAGAAACCACGGUGGAAGAAACAUUUAAAUUACCGAAACCAAGUGAGGAUCAACCAAUAGAAGAGGAACAAGUGAUAAAAUUAAAGCCAAAACCAAAAGAUGAAACACCAGAAGAGACAACUGUUGAAGAAGUUAUCAAACUAAAACCGACGGUUGUAGAUGAACCGGAUGAAACCAUCACUGUACAGCAGGUGAUAAAAUUGAAAAAACCAAAAGAUGGUGAUACAACAGUUGAAUCUAUUGAAGAAGUGAUCAAAUUGAAGAAAGAAAAACCAGUUGAACAGCCGGAUGAAGUUUCAGCCGAAAAAGUUAUCAAAAUAACACCACAAGUAGAUGAUGAAGAAGAAGAAAAGAAACCAGAAGAAAUUGAAAAACCAGUGGUGGAAGAAAAACCGAAAAAAGUUAUACGACGAAAAUCAAGCACCAAAUCGCUGAAAGAUGAAAAAAUCGCAUCCAAAACACCGGUUGAAAAACCAACUGCUGAAGAUGUGUUACAACCGGAAACAAAACCGGUGGAAAAACCGAAAAAAAUCAUACGAAGAAAAUCAAGUACAAAACUUGAAGAAAAACCAAAAGAAGCAAAACCCGAAGAAGAAGAAGUAGAACAACCAGAGGUUGUAUCCACUGUUGAUAUGGAAACAACGAAAAAAGUUCAACCAGAACGUAAAGAUUCAACAACAAAAUUAGAAUCAAUCACUGAAGAUAAAGGUACAAUUUCUGACGAUGUUGUGGAAGAAGAAACAAUUACCACUACGACAACAAUCAAAACUGUAGAACCACCACAGGAAGAACCGAAGAAAAUUGAUGAGAAAAAAUUGGAUACAAAACCACCAAUAAUGGUGAAACCAAUAGAUGAAGAUGUUUUAAAACAGGAACCAAAACCAGUGGAUAAACCAAAGAAAAUGAAAUUGAAACGUAAAGAAUCAAAACCUGAUGUUAAACCGGAAGAAAAACCAAAACCCGGAGAUGAUGACAAAACAAUUGAUGAAACAAUUAAAUUGAGAAAACCAACAGAAGAAAAACCAGUGGAUGAAAUUGUACGAUUGAAAAAGAAACCCGAUGAACAGGAAGAAGAAGAAGAACAAACGGCGCUGCAUACGAUAAAAUUAGCCAAACCAAAAGAAGAACCAACGGAUGAAUCUGUAUCGGAAACGAUAAAAUUCGUUAAACCAAAAGUUCAUGAAGAAGCAUCGGCUGAAGCGACAUUGGAAAUAUCGACAAAAGAAUAUGAUGAAAUUUCUACGGAAAUUAUUAUUAAACGAAAAUCAAAAAAAUCUAAAGAACCAAAAAUUAUUGAUUCCGAUGAAGUGACGGUUAAAUUGCCGACAAAACCGAAAAAAUUUUCAUUCUCUGAAGCUAGUGCUGAAUUGAAAGUGACGAAAAAAAUUGAUGUAACAUUGGACGAUGUUGUCAUCGUUGAUGAUAUAGUGACCGUAAUUGAAGAACGAAAACCAAAGAAAAAAGAUGAACCGGAAUCCGAAGAAGAGGAAGAAGUACAACCGAAAAUUGAAAUGCCCGAAGAAUCGGAUGAAGAAAGACCACAAGAAUCCGUAGAAGAGGAAGAUGAAGAAAUGGAAAAACCGAAAAUUGAAGAACUUCAAACCGAAGAAGAAGAAGAAGAAGAAGAAAUAUCUGAAACAUUUAGAUUGCCAAAACCAAAAGAUGAUGACACCGUUGAAGAAGAAUUACGAUUAUCGAAACGAAAACCACGCGGCGAAGAUGAAGAAUCUGUCAAGGAAACAAUUACAGUAAUCAAACAAGUAGUAGAUGAUGUGGAAAUAGUUGAAGAAAUUGUACGAUUAAAGAAAAAACCAAGUGUAGACAGUAUUGAAAGUGAAUCAACAAUCGAAUCAUCAUAUCGAUUAGUGAAAAAGCCAAGUCAAGAAUCAGAAACUGAAGAAUCAGUAUCGGAAAUCAUACGGAUACAAAAACAAGCCGAAAAAGAAGAAGAAGAAACAAUAGCACAGAUUAUUAAAUUGAAACGGAAAUCUAUGCCGGAAGAUGAUGAAGAAACGGUUGAAGAAACAUUUCGAUUACCGAAACCUGGAUUUGAUGAACAAUCAACAUUUGCAUCAUUGGAUGUGACGAAAAUUGCUGACAAUGAAUAUGAUGAAGUAUCCACAGAAAUUGUCAUAAAAAAACAGAUGAAAAAAUCCAAAACAAAUGAUGAAAUAUUGGAUGAAUCAUAUACAUUAACAAUGCCAACGAAACCACGAGAAAUUGGUUAUGAUGAAGCUGCAGCUGAACUUAAAGUGCAGAUUGAAUCAAAAAUUGAUCAACAAUUAUUGGAAUCCAAAAUGGUUGAAGAAAUGAUCAGUAAAUAUGCUGUUACAUCGGAAAUACCGAAUGUAAUGUCAUUACGACAAGGUGAUCGUAUUUAUGUUGUUGAACGUGUCAAUCAAGAUUGGUGGUUUGUCAGGAAAAAGAUAACAAAAGAAUUUGGUUUUGUACCAGCAGAAUUUCUUACAGAUGAAAUUUCAUAUACAUUACAUUUGGAUGAUACAUUAAAAGAAUUUAUGGAAACUGAAGAACAAGUUGCUGAACAUAUUACUAUAAGAAAAAAACAGCCAGAAAUUAUUGAAGCACCUGAUGAAAUGAUAAAAGUUGAAUCCGGCCAAUCAUUGGUAUUGGAUUUCAAAUUCGAUGGAUCAUUUCCAAUGCAUUUUGUUUGCUUUAAAGAUUCACGGCCACUGCAACCAGAUUCAAGAAUUAAAUUAUUUUGUGAUGAAAAUAAUGUUUUACAUCUGAAUUUUGAUGAAGUUUAUUGCAUUGAUUCUGGUACAUAUUCGAUUGUGAUGAAAAAUCCAGCCGGUGCCGCCAAACAUACAUUUACAUUGGAAGCUGAUGGCCAUAUGUCGUUUGUGAAUGAAGAAAUCUAUUUCCAUAAUUUGCCAUUUAAAGAUGAUGAACAACCAUCAAAUGUACCAUUAUUCUCGAAAUUUAAUGAUUCCAUUGAAAUCAAUAUAAAUGAACCGUUCAAUAUUGAAUUCACUGUUUAUUCGUUGGAAAAACCACGACUGAAAUUGACAAAAAAUGGAAGAAUUGUUUAUAAUUCCAGUAAAUUUCAAUUGGAACAUUUGGAAACUAAUGAAUAUUUUCAUCGUUAUCGUGUACAAUGUACCAAUACGGAUGAAAAUGAUGAUGGUAUUUAUGAAUUGUGUGCACAAAAUUUGGAUGGUGAAAAUCAAACCACAUUUCAGGUGGUUUACAAAGAUCGCAUUGAAAAACCAACAUUCAAAAAACGAUUUAAAUCGAUUCGAUUACAGGAAGGUAAUCAAUUAUUAUUGGAAACAACGGUGAAUGGUUAUCCAACACCAACAAUAACAUGGUAUCGAAAUGAUGAUCGUAUUGUAUCAUCAUCACAAUGUUUGAUACGACAACAUAAAAAUGAUGCAACAUUAGCGGUGAAUAAUGUGUCGAAAAUGUUACACGAAGGUCAAUAUAAAGUGAUUGCCCGUAAUAAAUAUGGUAAAUGUCAACAUGAAGAACGUGUUGUAGUGAUAAAAAAGACACCAAAAUUUUUGGAACGUUUAAAUGACAUUGAAGUAUAUGAAAAUGAAAAAACAUUCCUUUCAGUGAAAAUAACCACAAAAGAAGAUGAUGUUCAAUGGUUGAAAGAAGGUGAACCAAUAGAUCAAGAUGAUGAUGAUGAUUAUCAAAUGAUAAAAGAUGGACAUUAUAGAAAAUUAUUGAUCAAAAAAGCAAAAGUAUCACAUCAAGGUGAAUAUUCAUGUGUAUUGGAACAAGAUAAAUGUACUGGUUAUCUGGAAGUGAUUGAAUUACCAGCUGAAAUUGUUAAAGAUCUUAAAGAUUGUAAUGUAAAAUAUGGUGAUAAAGCACAAUUGGUAGAAGUAUCCAAAGGUGAUGCUAUAUUACAAUGGUAUAAAAAUAAACAACCAAUCAUGUUUGAUGAUCGUGUUUAUUUGGAUAUUGAUGGUAAACAACAAACAUUAUCCAUUGAGGAUUCAAAACUUGAAGAUAUUGCCGAAUAUUCAUGUCAAUUGAAUCAACAAACAUCAAAAGCACGGUUACUUGUAUCAUAUCCAUCGACAGAAUUUUUACGACGUUUACAAGAUGAAUAUUGGAUUGAUGAAAAUUGUGAAACAGUUUUCACUGUGGAAAUAUCACGGCCAGAUGUUGAUGUAUUUUGGUAUCAUAAUGGUGAAGAAUUAUGUGAAACAUCCAAUAUUAAAAUGAUUACCGAUGGUAUGGUAAGAAAAUUGAUCAUUCACCACACACGAAUGACCGAUAUGGGUGAAUAUAUUUGUAUGGCCAAAGGUGAUCAAACACAAACCACGUUGAAUGUAUCGAAAGAUCCAUUAGUAUUUUUAUUGAAACUUAAAGAUUUCAAUGUAAAUGAAGGUGAAACGGCAACAUUAUCUGUUGAAGUUAUUGAUGAACAUAUGAAUAUCGUAUGGAUGAAAGACGAUGAAAUUAUUGAACCGGAUGGCAAUCGUAUGAUGAUGAGCAAUAUUGGUAAACAUAAAAAAUUGAUCAUAAAAAAUGUCAACAUACAAGAUCGUGGUUACUAUACCGUUGUUUGUAAUGAUCAACGUUCAACAGGUAAACUUUCUGUGUUGACACCACCAAAAGUAUUGACAGAUACAAGACGUUUUACUGCUGUACGUGGAGAAAAUUUUUCAUUGGAUAUUUCAUAUGAAGGUUAUCCAUCACCAAAAGCUGAAUGGUAUCAUUCUGGUAAAAUCAUUAAAACAUCGAAAAAAGCAUCAGUAGAAAUAAUGAUGAGCCGUACAAUAUUGACAAUUAAAAAUUUUGAUGAUGAUGAUAUUGGUCUUUAUAAAUUGAGUCUGGAAAACACCAUUGGACAAUAUAUAACACAUUUUGAAUUGUUCAUCAUCGAUAAACCAGAUCCACCAAGCAAACCGGAACCGAUGAAUAUAACAAAUAAUUCAUUGAUUCUAGUAUGGCAAGCACCGAAAAAAGAUAAUGGUUCACCUGUAUCGAAUUAUGUGGUUGAAUAUAAAGAAUCAAAAGCUAAAAAUUGGAAAGAAUAUAAUGAAUUUAUUAAUGAACAACAUGUCAAAAUAAGGAAUUUGAAACACAAUAUUUGUUAUGUAUUUCGUGUAUAUGCCAUAAAUAAAGCUGGAAAAUCAUCACCAUCCACAGAAAGUGAACCAGUCACAAUGAAAGAACAAUAUCUACCGAUGGCACCGACAUUUAUACAGCCAUUACCAUCGACCAUAAGUACACAACCAUUUACAACGACAACAAUGGAAUGUAAAUCCAUUGGUAAUCCAACGCCGGAAAUCCAAUGGUAUCGUAAUGAUGAACCAAUCGAUGAGAAUGAUGAUAAUAAUGUUAUCAUUAAAUAUGAUCAACAUUCAUCCACAUUGAUUAUAAAAGAAUGUUCAUUUGAAUGGGCUGGCCAUUAUAAAUGUGUGGCACGAAACGAUGAAGGUGAUGCCAUAACGAAAACAAAAUUAUCUGUAGAAGAAAAACCAUAUGCUCGUUUCAAUAAUGAUGCCAUUGUGGCGAAAGUUAAACAAGGCAAUGAACAUUUAAUUGAAUGUGAAAUUUAUGGCUAUCCUGAACCGGAAAUCAAUUGGUAUAAAGGUUUAAUAAAAUUACGACGAACAUCGAACAUUUUCGUUGAUGAUCAAGAAAAAGGAAUGACAAAAUUGGUGGUGAAAAAUUUCUCGUUCGAAGAUGCUGGCAUUUAUACAUUGCAUUUGAUCAAUGCAGCCGGUGAACGUAAAUAUGAUUUUGAAUUACGAAUGUUGAAACGACCUGGACCACCGGAACAGCCAAUUCGUUGUGUACCGGGUGGUGAAAAUUCCAUCGAAUUAUCAUGGAAUCCACCGAAAGAUGAUGGUGGUUCACCGAUUCUAUUCUAUUUGAUUGAAAAAUAUGAAACAAAAAUGGGCAAAGAAUGGAUCGAAGUUACCCGUGUGAAUGGUAAUGAAUUUUCCCAUACAAUUCGUCAUCUAAUCGCUGGUUCACGUUAUCGAUUCCGUGUCAGUUCAAUCAAUGAAUUCGGUACAAGUGAUCCAGCAAUGACUGAAUCGGUUGUUUGUCGUAAAAUACUUGAACGUCCAUCACCACCAACUGGUCCGAUUAAAACAAGUGAUCAUACUGAAUCAUCAUUUAAUCUGCAUUGGAAUUCACCCGAAUAUGAUGGAAAUUCUCCAUUGAUUGAAUAUCUUAUUGAAACACGUGAAGUUGACGAAACAGAAACCACUAUUACAAACACGUGGAAAAAAUCAACAACCGUAAAUGGUGAAACAUUGACAGCAAUGAUUGAAAAUCUAGAAAAAGAAAAAACAUAUCAAUUACGUAUUACAUGUCGUAAUGAAAUUGAUUGGAGUGAUUCAUAUUAUCCUGAAACAACCGUUAUGGUUAAAUGUCGAUAUGGACCACCAACAGCACCGGUUGGCCCGCUGGAAGUGAAUGAAAUGACAAAUGCAUCAUUACGUGUGGCAUGGAAACCACCAAUAUCGAAUGGUGGAUUAGAACUGAUCAAUUACAUAAUUGAAAGAAAAUUAACAUUUGAAAAUACCUGGAUUCGUGAAGCAAUUGUUAAUCCGGAUCAAUUAACAUAUACGAUACCGAAUUUAUCAUCUAAAUAUGAAUACAAUAUACGUGUGUUGGCUGAAAAUGCAUUGGGACAAAGUGAUCCAUUAGAAUCCGAUUAUCCGGUACAAUUAUGUAAAGAUGCCACACCGCCAGGUAUACCAACAGCACCAUUAGAAAUGCGUUCCGUUAGUCCUAGUGCAAUAAUGAUUGAAUGGGGUAAACCAGAACAUGAUGGUGGAUCACCAAUCACUGGUUAUGUAAUAGCAGCAAAAGAUGCACGUCGUACAAUGUGGAUACAAGUUGGUAAAGUAGAUGCCACAGUACAUCGAUUACAAAUAAAAGAUUUCCAAGAAAAUCGUUCAUAUAAAAUACGUGUUAUGGCUGAAAAUGAAAUCGGUUUAUCCGAUCCAUUAGAAUCAGAAGAACCAAUUACCGUGAUACGGCCACCUGGAUUUGAAGAACAAGAAGCUGAACGUGAACAUUUAGAACGUGAUGAUACAUUAUCAUUAUCAUUUACAACAUCUGAAACAACAUCAUGGAUGCGUGAAGCUAAUGUUGAAGCACGUGUUGAAUCAUAUACAGUACAUUCAUUAUUGAAACGUAAAGAAUAUUUCUUUUCAUUAUGGGUGAAUGCAGAUAAAUUGUUCAAAUAAAUCAAACGAAAAACGAACGAAAAAAAUCACCGAGAAUUUAAAUUGCCGCUAUUUUUACCUAACGAAAACAAAAAUCAAUUAAUCAUCAUCAUCAUCGACAAUGAAUGAAUAUCCGGUUUUUUCAAUAAUUUAAUUUUAAACACAAAAAACAAUAAUAUAAUACUAACCUUGCUAAUCUAUAUUUUCCGCAACAAAAAAAAAAAAAAUAUAUUUCCCGUUAUGUUUAUGUUUUUGUUUGUUUUGUUUCAAAAAAAAUUGUCUAU